CUUCACCAUUGACUCUCGCUGUGCCGCAAAACAGAAUGUACACCCCUAUUGGAACGGUGGGUGUCGUUUUCUUUCUGUAUCUGCACCGUGUGGUCGUUCUCAGUACCGGAGAUGAAUACAUAAGAACUCUCUUCCAAGAUCCACGACACUCCUUUGCAGCACCUUGCGCUUCGCUGGUUAUAUUCGAUGCAUACCACUUUCGUUUACAUCUAUCAGCCAUUCUUUUGGGACCGUUGUCCGUUUUAAUCCUUCUCUAUCAUUAUGCGCGCAAUUGCUACUCUCUUUGCCGGAGUUGUUCUAUUUUUCUCUGGUACAUCUGCUCUACCAUUAGCAGACAUUGAAGAUGUCGAGCCGGACUAUAGCGUUCAAUCGACUAGCUUUGACGGAAUUCCCACCAUAGAUCUAGAACCGGUCGUUUCGUUGACGGACGAUGGACAUCUGUCCAAGCGUCGAGAUGCCCUUGAUCUGAGGGAUGCGGUCACGCUAUAUUGGAAACAAAACAAAGCAAAUGCUAUCCUUCAAGUCGAGUACUUGGGGGAGAAUGAGCUCGUCAUCAAUAUGGAUGACUUCGGCGACGUCCUAGAAAAUGUCGACUGUAGUCCCCCGGAGAUGAGUCUCGAUUUUAAAGACCGAGAAUCUUUUGAAGCCGCAAUUACCAAGUGGAAUUGGGUGAACGAAAACGAAAACCGUCACUUCAUCAUGUUUGUCAACCAUCCGAAAUGCGGACCCGACCAUUCUCGCACCCCUUUCAACAUCACUGACGUUGACUAUGACGAGGAGAGGUACAUCACCUAUCUCACCGCUCAUGAGCUGGAAUAUUCUCGGGCCAUUCAUGAUGGCCACCUCCGCAUUGAGACGACUGCCGCACCGACGAAUCAGACAAACAAUGGAUACAGCACGACACUCAGUAAGCGGAUUGAUAUUUCGAAAUCGUUUUCCUUGAAGAAGGACUUCACCACCACCAUGAUAGACACGGGGGAUGCUACCAGUGGCUUGUCUUUAGCUUGUACAGACUGCGGGACCGAUGGAACGAUAAACGUAGCUCUCGAUGUCAAGAUUUCCUGGUUUAAGAUCAAGCAUGUCUUCAUCGAAUACGGUGCGACCAAUGCGCUCGCACGAGUUAAUCUGGCUCUCAAUUCUCGUGGGGACUUGGUAGCCCGCCAAGCCGGGACGGUUGAAUUCUACAGCUACACCAUCAUUGGCGUCAAUAUCCCGAAGAUCGGAGGCCUCAGCUUUGGUCCGUCGAUGGGUGCGGGUUGGGCGGUGGGUCCGAUUAAGGGGAAUGCUUCGAUGACUUGGGGAGCCACGGCUCAACUCACGCCUGUUUCGAACACCAAGAUCUGUCUUAAAGGGUGUGAGAGCUCAAGUGAAGGAUGGCAGGUCGAAUGGAUCAAGACGCCCCCCUCAGCCACGGCCCAUCUCUCCGCAGGACUCGAGGUAUCUACGUACCUAAAAAUCGCCGCAGGAGCCUAUGUCUUCAGCACAGGCUACGAAGCCGGCAUUGCCCUGAAAGCCCCCCAGUUCAAAGCGACGAUCGACGCAACCGCCAGCCCUGAGGGAGGGGCGUGCGGGAAUCCCGAUAGCCGGUUUGGGAUCAACACGGAUAUCGAAGUCGGGGCGAAGAUGUUCGCAUAUAUUGGAAAGGAUCAUGAGCAUCCGGCGAAGGAGUUUAAUUUCUUUGAGAAGAUGGUGGAUUUGUAUGAUCAAUGUUUUGUUAUCUCGUAACGGCACAGGUACCUGGCGUGUUAAGGCUGUUAUACCCACCGCUGAUAUAGGCA
Eremomyces bilateralis CBS 781.70 is the source of this 1778-nucleotide messenger RNA. RefSeq lists its product as uncharacterized. The coding region runs from base 262 to 1725 and encodes 487 amino acids. The record is from RefSeq and is a predicted model, not a curated record. Lineage: Eukaryota; Fungi; Ascomycota; Dothideomycetes; Eremomycetales; Eremomycetaceae. The transcript has 3 exons.